Molecule: messenger RNA, 2018 nt
Organism: Lates calcarifer (barramundi perch)
Lineage: Eukaryota; Metazoa; Chordata; Actinopteri; Centropomidae
Gene: slc25a40
Product: solute carrier family 25 member 40
Exons: 10
Coding region: 211-1251 (346 amino acids)
Biological process (GO): mitochondrial transmembrane transport
Source: RefSeq, a predicted model, not a curated record
UAUUACGAAACAAAUGUCAUCAUGUAAUGUUUGCCGUGUAAACAGAGAUAGCUGGAGUUACAGACCCCUGUACGUACACACGUGUUUAAUUUUCUGUUAUAGACUGUAGGACAGCACUAACUCCCGCACUGUUAGGAAACUAAAAAACCCGAGAGGGAUGUGUGUGCUCAUAGAAGACGUAGUGGACGCUGAGAAGCUUUAGCAGACAUUAUGAAUGGUCAAAGUACUGCUCCUGGUGCCAGUAAUGGCAUUACUCCACUCCAGCAGAUGGUGGCGUCCUGCUCCGGAGCCAUCCUCACAUCUCUGUUUGUCACACCUUUGGAUGUUGUGAAGAUUAGACUUCAAGCACAGAAGAAUCCAUUCCCCAAAGGUAAAUGUUUCGUCUACUGUAAUGGACUCAUGGACCACAUAUGUGUGUGUGAAAAUGGCAACUCCAAGGCCUGGUACAAAGCUCCCGGUCACUUCAAUGGCACACUGGAUGCCUUUGUCAAGAUUGUGCGCUGUGAGGGAAUAAAGGCAUUGUGGAGUGGUCUGCCUCCAACUCUCGUGAUGGCAGUCCCAGCUACAGUGAUCUACUUCACGUGUUAUGACCAGCUGUGUGCAGCACUCAGGGUCAGGAUGGGCGCCCACGCUGAGGAAGCUCCUCUACUGGCAGGAGCUAUCGCUAGAGUGGGUUCAGCGACAGUGAUCAGUCCCCUGGAGCUGAUCCGCACUAAGCUGCAGUCUCAAAAACAGUCGUACAGGGAGCUGACCGACUGCAUCCGUUCGGCAGUGGAGACGGAGGGCUGGCUGUCUCUGUGGAGAGGUCUGGGACCCACGCUGCUCAGAGACGUGCCCUUCUCAGCCGUGUACUGGUACAACUACGAGAAGGGCAAGAGUUGGCUGUGUGAACGGUACAACACCAGAGAACCCACAUUCACCAUCACCUUCAUAUCUGGAGCGGUGUCUGGCUCUAUUGCGUCCAUUGUAACGUUACCUUUUGAUGUUGUCAAAACAAGAAGGCAGGUGGAGCUGGGAGAGCUACAAGCAAGGAAUUUGUCAUGUCAGGUCUCAUCCUCCACCUUCAGUGUGAUGAGGAGGAUUGUGGCUCAGGACGGCUUUGUUGGACUGUUUGCAGGUUUCCUCCCCAGGCUGAUCAAAGUGGCCCCGGCCUGCGCCAUCAUGAUCAGCACUUAUGAGUUCGGAAAGGCCUUUUUCCACAAGCACAACCAGGAGAGGAUACUGAGGCCGCUGCAGACCAGUAACACCUGAUAGUUUAUUGGUCAUUUCUCUUCAAACCAGACACCACUAUGAAUACUGCUACACUGUACCUGGGAGGGAAAAGCUAAUGUUGCCAAAUUGAAGCAAAAACAAGCAGAAAAAGAAAUUAAAAAUAAACUGCUUGACACUUUUCUGCAAAAAAAAUUAUGGAUACAUUUAUAGUAAAAGCUUUUUAUUAUAGUAUUUAUAAUUUAAAGUUCCUUGUUCUUAUGUUCACUGCUAUAAAUCCUGUGUGCACAACUGAGAAGAAUUUAUUUCAUUUUAUCAGUGUUCAAAUUACGUGAUGUUAGAUGCAUUUAGUAACCAGCAGAUGGCAGCCACAGUUUUAUUAAUAAUUGGUAAUUUCAUCACUGGCUGUAUGUGCACUGUGCCUGAAGCCCUUACAUUAGAAAUGUAAGAUUAAUCCUGAUUUUAUUCCUUUGUGUGUGUCAAUGUUCUUUCCCGACACCAAGAGAGGAUCUUAAUGUUUUUGCACUUCCACUCCGACCCUCUGUAAGCUGUGAAGAAUACAUGUGUUUAUGUCAGAAAGACAAACACACACACACACACAGAAGUGAAGUGUAAAGUUAAGAGAGUGUUUUUUUUAUCAGUUUGAUAAGAGACCGCAGAAGAGGACUGUGACACGUGUGAACUAUUAUGAAAAUGUGAUGCCUCAAAUUUCUUCUGAAAUUCUUUUCAUUCAUUGACUUCAUUUAAGCUGCUUCACCAUACCUGUUCAUUGUGUACAAUAAAUUCAAGUUAUCAGUAGCAAACUUUCA